AUGGCGGUGAUUGGGCACUGGCUGGUCGGCUUCCCGCUCUCGCGCCUGGUGCCGGACGCCUCGGUGGUGCUGCUUCUGAAGAUGUGCAUGCUCUCGGACAUGCUGGCGGGCGUCUUUCUGCUCUUCGGGUGGGAGCUCGCCUCGGCGUACCCCUGGUAUGCUCAGGAGCCGAUCGCCACCCAGGACCAGAUCGCUUUGUGGCAAGCGGAAGGCAAGUGGAGCCCUCGCCAGGACCCGAAUGCCGGCAUCUCGGGCUUCCACGGCUUCGCGGUGCUUUUUCCCUUCUACGUGGACCUCACGUUCUCGCACUCCGUGGAGGGGAUGGCGCUGGCGAGUCUGGUGGUGGUCCUUCUAGGUAGGAGCUACGGCAUGAGUUGGCCCACGGCGGCGGCGGUGUGCUUCUGCGGCAUCAGCCACCCAGUGAUGGACAUGUUCUUCCACGACGCCUACUUCCUGAUGGGGAACCGCGCCAAGACGCGGGUCUCCGCGGAGUUCUGGCACAUCCCCUACAUCGGCCCUGCUGCCUUCCUGCUGGAGCUGCUGAUGUGUUACCUCGGCUUCCACUUCUGGUGGUCCUCCCGCAGCCCCAAAUCCAAGGACGCGCAGGGUGAGGCGGAGAUCGCGAGGUACCUGCGGAUGUUUUGGGGGAUUUCUUUGAGCCACAACAUGGCGUCCUUCUAUAUCAUGUCCCCCGUGAUGUGCUGGGCAUUCUACAGAUUUGCGCCUGAGUUGCAGUUCCUGACCCCGGCGUCGUACUGGUCCUUCUGCCUCUUCGCAGUGGUGAUGUGGUCCUGGGCGCUGGCCUUGUAUCCCCUGCACAAGCUGGAGCAGCUGACUGUGAGGAAGGACUCUGAAGUGGAGGACCAGUACCUGAAGAUUGUGUGA
Molecule: messenger RNA, 885 nt
Organism: Effrenium voratum
Lineage: Eukaryota; Dinophyceae; Suessiales; Symbiodiniaceae
Source: the annotation of a GenBank genome assembly